GGCUAUUCGUUUUUAGCGGGCUCUAGCCGGCGUGUGAACGUAAAGUAGGAUUAUGUUUUGAUGUCGCAUUCCAUGACUGUAUCAUUUGUUUGUGUUAAUCCCACUUGAAAUUGGCUGUUGCGUAGUAAAGAUGGAUUCGUCUCUAGAAAGGCCGUAUUGUACUGAAUAUUCUAAGAGUGCUAGAGCAUCCUGUAAGGGAUGUAAAAAUCAGAUUAGUAAAGAAGUAUUGCGUUUAGGCGUGAUGGUGCAGUCACGAUUUAUGGACAAAAAAGUACCAAAUUGGUACCACGACAAUUGUUUUUUCAUGAAACAAAGACCGAAGUCAGUGGGAGACAUCGCGGGUUUUGAGAAUUUACGUUGGGAAGAUCAGAAGAAGAUUAAGGACAAAGUUGAUGCGUCUGAUGCUGGGCCAUCGAGUGCUGGCACGUCGAAGAAACGAAAAGGAGCUGUUCCACAACAUUUGAAGGACUUUGUGCUCGAGUAUGCAAAGUCCAGUAGGUCGGAGUGUCGUGGAUGUGAAACAAAGAUUGCCAAGGGACUGGUUCGCAUUUCGAAGAAGGACUACGAAAGUGAAUCAGCCUUGAUGUACGGCCCAGUGGACCGUUGGCACCACACAGAAUGUUUCGCGAAGAAACGUGACGAGCUUGAAUUUUUCGACAGUGGUAAGAAUUUGCCGGGCUUCAUGACGUUGUCUGCUGAAGAUCAGAAAGCUGUUGCCGAUGCCCUCCCGAAACUGGACAAGAAAGGCUCCGAUGAUGUGGAUAGUGCGCCCAAGAAGCAAAAGGUUGUUCCGAAAACUGAAAAUGAGUCUGAUGACGAGCUCAAAGAAACUAACGGUCGGGGCAAGGGCGGGAAAAAAGGCGCAGCGAAAGCAACAAAGACGCGAGGCAACAAAACCGACGCCAAGGCGGCCGUGAAAGACAAACUGAACGGUGAAGUUGAUGCCCCGGACGCAAAGAAAAUGGAAAAGCUGCUGCAGAAACAAAACAAGGAGUACUUCAAGUUCCGUGACCAGUUGAAAGACAGUCUCCAGAAGCGAGAGCUGACAGAACUUUUGGAGUACAACAAUCAAGAUGUGCCCGUGGGAGCAGAUGCAAUUUUGGAUCGACUUGCUGAUGCCAUGACGUUCGGCGUCCUGGCUCGUUGCGAAGAGUGCGACGGAGGCCAGCUCGUGUACAACUCCGGUAUCGGCUACCAGUGCAAGGGCAACGUGACGGAGUACACCAAGUGCCAGAACGUGACACUGGAGCCCAAGCGAUUCCCGUUCAAGGUUCCCCCCGAGCUCGCUCAGGAACACAGUUUUCUUGGCAGCUAUAAGGUGGCUCCCAAGAAGCGUCUGAUGAAUGUCACUGCGGUGCCAAAACCGAAGCCUGUCAAAGAAGUCUCUACAAAAGCCAGUGAAAAGAAAUCAGCCAGCCGGUGGAAGAGCCAGGCGAGCAAGGUGACGGUGCAGCUGAAGGGCGGGGGCACGCUGGUGGACCCGGAGAGCGGUCUGGCGGACGUAGCCCACGUGCUGGAGCAGGGCCGCAACAAGUACUGCACGGUGCUCAGCCUCACCGACAUACAGAAGGGCAAGAACUCCUACUACAAGCUGCAGGUCCUCGAGAGCGACGCCAAGCACAGCGGUGGGCAUCGUUACUGGGUGUUCCGAGCAUGGGGUCGUAUUGGCACUACCAGGGGAAAUGAUAAAGUUGAAGAAUUUGACAGCAAGGAAGAAGCUGUCGAACAUUUCAAGACCUUGUUUCUUGAUAAGACGGGAAAUGCUUGGGAGAACAGAAACAAUUUCAAAAAAAUGCCUGAUAUGUAUGUGCUGAUGGAUAUCCAGUACGUUGAGGAAACUGGGACGCAAGCAUUGAUGCAACCCUGCAAGGUGGAAUCGAAAUUGCCCGUGCCUGUGCAAAAUUUUAUCAAGAUGAUCUUUGAUGUGCAGGGAAUGAAGAAUGUAUUGCUUCAAUUUGAGUUGGACCUGGAGAAGAUGCCGCUGGGGAAGAUCAGCCGUCGACAGAUCCAGCAGGCCUACAGCGUACUGACAGAACUACAGGAACUCUUCAAGUCGAACGGUCCUGACAUCAGGUUCAUCGACGCGUCGAACAGGUUCUACACGCUGGUGCCGCACGAUUUCGGCGUCGACAAUGCACCAGUCAUUCGUUCCGAGGAUGUCAUAAAGCAAAAAGUUGAAAUGCUGGACAGCCUCAUGGAGAUAGAGAUCGCGUACAGCAUGAUCGGUUCGGCCGACACGCACGACCCAGACGUGAAUGUCGUCGAUGCCCAUUACAAGAAGCUCAACACCGACAUCUCCAUUCUGGAGAGGGACUCGGAGGAGUUCUCGGUGAUCGAGAAGUACCUGCAGAACACUCACGCCGAAACCCACUCGCAGUAUUCCCUCGAGAUAGUCGAUGUGUUCAAAAUUGCUCGCAAAGGGGAGGAGUCGAGGUUCAAGCCGUUCAGGAAACUGCCCAACCGCCAUUUGCUGUGGCACGGCUCUCGAGUCACCAACUUUGCCGGCAUUCUGUCCCAGGGUUUAAGGAUUGCACCUCCGGAAGCUCCCGUAACAGGCUACAUGUUCGGGAAAGGAAUAUAUUUUGCAGACAUGGUUUCCAAGUCUGCGAACUAUUGUGCCACUUCGAAAAUGAACUCCAAAGGAGUCCUGCUGUUGUGCGAUGUGGCUCUGGGCAACAUGUACGAGCGAACGGACGCCGACUACAUCGAGAAGCUGCCGGCGGGCAAGCACAGCUGCAAGGGCGUAGGGAUGACCCAGCCGGACCCCUCCGAGGUCUCCGCGCUGGGGGACAUCCGUGUCCCCUUCGGCAAGCCGGUCAAGAUCAAGCAGAGGUCGUCGUUGCUGUACAAUGAAUACAUUGUUUAUGACCCUGCCCAGGUAAACAUUAAGUUCUUGAUUGUCGUUGACUUCAAGUACAAGUAUUGAAGACGUCGAGUACAACAAAGAUGUUCCUGAACUUUUGAGUGCUAGCACGAUUGAUUUGUUGUGGAAGUUUGUUGAGGUUAUAAGACUGGAUAUAUUCUUUAUAAAGAUUACCUAUCUUUUAUUUUCUGGAGACUUAUUGUGCUCUUUAAAAAUGUGAUUUUUUUUUUAUGGAGGAGCAUUUUUUGCUCUUGUUUUUGAGCAAGGUAAUAUUUUGCAUUGCAUCGUAUGUUUUCUUGCCAGGAAAGGAUAGUUUCUUGUUCAUUCGCUUUUAUUCCACAUGUCAUUCCAGUACACAUGUGACAUGCACUGCUUUUUUUUCCACCAAAGACUUUUUUUUGCUUUCUUCCCUCCCACUGGUCCGUGUCCCAGCGACUUGGCAGUAUAGUCAUAGCUGGCUGAAGGAAGAGGAGACAGCAGCAAAUGGUUCUCUCUGAUUGGUCAAACACUCUAAUAUGCAUAAUUUUUUUUAAAUCUUGUUCUGCACAUGACGUUUGUCACUCAGUUAAAUGCCAUGUUGUCCUUUUGGGCUGCAAGAUUCCAAAUGUUACCAGGUGACAUCUACAGCUGAGAGAUGUUAAACCCGGUCACUGUUUCGAAAAUUGUUUCAUAUAAGUAACAUUUUUAGCAUUGCAUGAUUUUUAUAGGAUGAGUAUUUUAGUGGUAAUCCCAAGUGUGGUCACUUAUUCAAUUUAUAUUGAUUAAAAUAAAAAUCUUAAUUUAAAAUAAAACCACUAAAGUACAUAGAUAACUGGCAGCUUAUCAUGUAUUACAGUUUUAAGUGGGCAUAGCUAAAAGUCUCCUGUUCAUUUUUUUUUUAUCAUAUAUUGUACACUCUAGGUUUUAUUAUGCAUGUAGAAGACAUGUGUCUAAAAUGAAAGGUUAAAAAUAGGUCCUUAUGAGGCUGUGUUCAGUAAUAAACUGAAUUAAAGCAGUGUAGAGCUUGGAAAAAUUAAUGUGUUUGUUGUUGCCAUCAAAAUGAUAAUUUUGUCAUGCAAGUGUAGUUUGAAGAAGUUGAAAUACAAGUUUUUUGCUACGUA
Messenger RNA from Bacillus rossius redtenbacheri, 3963 nucleotides. It is a transcript of the gene Parp1, whose product is annotated as poly [ADP-ribose] polymerase. The coding region runs from base 131 to 2926 and encodes 931 amino acids. NCBI's taxonomy places the organism in Eukaryota, Metazoa, Arthropoda, Insecta, Phasmatodea, Bacillidae. Gene Ontology annotation, molecular function: NAD+ poly-ADP-ribosyltransferase activity; NAD+-protein mono-ADP-ribosyltransferase activity; zinc ion binding. The transcript has 16 exons. Gene Ontology annotation, cellular component: nucleolus. The record is from RefSeq and is a predicted model, not a curated record. Gene Ontology annotation, biological process: protein poly-ADP-ribosylation; double-strand break repair.